Molecule: messenger RNA, 5648 nt
Organism: Amphiprion ocellaris (clown anemonefish)
Lineage: Eukaryota; Metazoa; Chordata; Actinopteri; Pomacentridae
Product: zinc finger E-box-binding homeobox 2-like
Exons: 9
Coding region: 711-3857 (1048 amino acids)
Biological process (GO): anatomical structure development; regulation of transcription by RNA polymerase II
Molecular function (GO): RNA polymerase II cis-regulatory region sequence-specific DNA binding; DNA-binding transcription factor activity, RNA polymerase II-specific
Source: RefSeq, a predicted model, not a curated record
GCAAAAGCGUGGAUGAAUCGGUUUUAGCAUUCAAAUUACACAUAGUGAGGAGAGUUUCUUAUCAAUAACUAACAAAUAACCAGAUUCCAAUGUUUACUACAGGAGCCACCAAUUACAUUCAUGCAUCUCCUUAGUUUUCUGUGCGUAAAACGUGGAAGAAAAGUUACAGAUAUUUCUCCAUUAGGUGGAGGAAACAACACGGGCCGCUCUCGGGAUUCCCUCACUGGAGAGGAGGUGCAAGGGACUUCGGGAUAAUAGGCCAUAUUGUCAAAGUAUAACGUGUUUUUUUUGUUACGGUCGUGCUGUACGAGCAUGCAGGUCCUACUCGCAUUACUGCUUUGGGGAAGGUGCGCGUUUACGAUGCCAAGACUGACCUCAGGGCCAACCUCUGCCGCUGACAUCACUCCUCACGGCUCGUCGCCUCUGCUUGGAGUCCCAUCAAGGUCUGAGUCUCCCGCUGUGACCGAAGGCGAUGCCUCAACACCAUUCAUUCUCAGGCAGCCACUCAGGACACACACACGAGCGCUCGCACCGCUCCCCGGACAACUUUUAUUCGAGCACAACUAAAGCGUGACGAUGACAGAAGAAAGCAGGGGAAAGCGCAGGAAACAAGCCAACCCGAGGAGAAAUCGAGCAUUGCAGGAGGGAUGGAAGGGAAAUAAGUCAUAAGGCAGCCUGGCAGCAAAUCAGAGGGAGGUGACAUCAUCUAAAUGAUACAAGUAAUAGUGGAUGCUGAGCAAGUGAGUUCACUGGGAUCUGAGGGGGAGGAUGAGGUGGGUUUGUGGAGCCUGGAGCCCCAGGACUGCCAGGAGAGCCUGGACAAGACGAGCCUGACGCCCAGCGAGGGGACGGAGGAGCCCGGCAGCCCUGCUCACCCCACACGGCCGCACAGCCUCAGCCCCGGCAGCAGGAACUGCUGGGGCCAGGUGGAGUCGGAGGCCAAAGCUGCUGAGGACGCUGUCUACACAUCCACUGACAGGGAGGGAGACCAGGAACCACUGAGGAUGUACUGUAAGAACUCAGGCUCCCAGAAUGCCUUAGAGGACCUAGCCCACUAUGAAUUCCUGGCCCAGUUGAGGAAGGCCUCUACCUCAGCCAGUCUCCUGGACCACCUGAACCACAACGGCACGGCGGCCGUUUACCACCCGAGCAGUCGGCAGGAUGAGCUGCCUCCUGCCAUGUGGUCACCAGGAGCUCAGCACUGCUCUCCUGAAGGAACAGAUGCAGGCAGGAGCCAGCAGGCCUGUCCAUUUUGCCACAGGGUUUAUCAGCGAGGAGCUUCUUUGAGGGACCACAUCAGAUACUGUCAGGAGAGGGAGGGGGGCCACAUGGUCUGUCCGCUCUGUGGAUACACUGCCACCCUUAGGUCGCAGAUGGAGCGGCACCUGGCACUUCACAACCAAGUGCAGGACAAGAGUGCCAUCUCUUUGGACCAAGGCAUGGAGACCAGGAAGUUCAAAUGUCUGCAGUGUGGGAAAGCGUUCAAGUACAAACACCACCUCAAAGAGCAUCUGCGCAUCCACAGCGGUGAGAAACCUUAUGAGUGCUCCAACUGCAAGAAACGUUUCUCUCAUUCUGGCUCCUACAGCUCCCAUUUAAGUAGCAAAAAGUGCCUGAAUGGUGGAGGGCUUGGAGGGGGAAACGCAGCAGGAGCCAGUGGGGCUUUUAAUGGACAUAGCCAAAGCUCGUACCACCACUCAUUUCCAACGUCUCCCUCUGCUGGUGGGGGUAGAACCAGUAAUGACAAGGGCUCUUUGUUGGUUUCACAAAACCAAGACAAUACUAGGCUUCUGGGUCGAGUACCAGCGGAUCCUCACCAGCUUUCACUGCAGGAAAUCAACCAAAACACGAGUUUCAGCGGUACAUCGGACCUGGCGAGGCUUUGGGACCCCUCAGCAGAGCUCUCUCUGAGGGCCAGCAUCCUGAAAGGGACUACUCUGUUGCCUUAUAUCCACUCUGGGAACAAAUUUGAGCAGAUGCUGCAGGAGAUGCUCCACAUGGACGUGAAGAAAGAUGAGGAGAAGGACAGAGAAGGAGGAGAGGUCGAGGAAAGGAGGAUUCACAAUGGAGGAGGGCCCGAGAGGAAGGUGUCUCCAGAUAGGAGAAGAGAAGCAGUGAGAUCAGGUGAAGCAGAGAGAGGAAAUCUUGGGGUAACAUGUCGCUGGUGCUCGCAGCUUUUCCCCAAUGUAGCUGUUCUCCUGCAGCACGAGCGCUACCUCUGUAAGGUCAACAGAGAAGCAGUGGAAGUGCCAGAGGGUUUUCGUAGGAAAGACCACUCCUCACCGCCUUUAUUCUUCCCCAGACCUGCUCUUCAGUUGGAGAACAGCAAACCUAGCGAAGUAACCAACGGCCUCUCUGGAAACAAGUCACCGUUACAGAAGCCCAGCUGGCACUCUGUACCGCAACAGCUUCUGGUUGCGGUACACUCUCCACCUCAGCCCCGCCAUGAUGCCCUGUCUUCACGAGUGUUCUGGUCCGGCCAGGAGAAAGGCAGCCCAAGUCAGAUGAUUCACCAUUCCCCCAAGCUGUCAUCACCUCGAGGCAGAAGGAGAGUUCCCUCCUCAGGGUUCAGUCCCCCCGCCUGCCUCGACCUCACCAGCUGUCCUCCUGAGCUCUCCUCGCCCCAGAAAGAAACCAGCAGUCCCUGGUCUGCACAGAACGAACCUCUGGACCUCUCCCUGCCCAAGCAGCUCUCAGACCAAGAGGGGAGGAACAAAACGAUCAAUGGCAUGUCACCCAGGAGAGAGAGGAGGGAGCUCGGGUCCCAACAGCUCAGAAGACCAAGUCCAACUUCACACCUUCCCCUGCACCAGCACUCAGUCUUCAGUGGGGCUGGAGCUCCUGUGUUUCCAGGCUCCUUAUACAAUGGGUUUCCUAUCUUCAGCCAGUCUGGAGUUGGGCUUUCAGGGCAUGAAGGCAUCUCACCGAUUCCGUUCAGCCAGACAGCUAACAGUCCUGGGUUUCUCUCUCCUAUGGCUUACAUGAUGGAGGCCGAUGCAGAGGCAGCAUUGAAAAAGAUCUACCAGGACAGACAAGGUCUGAUGGGUGAGGCAUUAAGCCGUGGUGCUCUGGACUACCUCUCUCUAAUCGACGAAGGGUUUGAGGGAGAAGGAGGGCCGGGAAGGAAGAGACUGAAGAAGACAGACGAGGGGCUUUAUGCUUGUGACAUCUGUGAAAAAACCUUCCAGAAGAGCAGCUCUCUGCUCCGACACAAGUACGAACACACAGGCAAGCGUCCUCAUGAGUGCAAGAUCUGCAACAAGGCCUUCAAGCACAAGCAUCAUCUGAUUGAACACAGCCGGCUACACUCUGGAGAGAAACCCUACCAAUGUGACAAGUGCGGAAAACGCUUCUCGCACUCAGGCUCUUACUCCCAGCACAUGAACCACCGCUACGCCUACUGCAGCAAAGACCAAGAUCCAGACCAAGACCACGAGGAGAUGCCCCUCACCCCAGGCGUAGGCAACAACCUGGCGGGCCGUCUUGCCGAAGACACCCCUCUGUCCAUGGAUGACACCCAAACUCCCCACUCCUUCCUCAGCGAUUCCAGUCUGGAUGGAGGUCCGGAUGCCCUCAAAGAGGAGGAGGAAGACGAGGCGAGAGUGAUUGACGGCCACAUGGAUGAGGCACAUGUAGGUUUGUCAGAGGCAGCAGAGGAGCUUGGAGGAAGUCCAAUCCAAAAAUCACCUGCAGGAGAGAACGGAAUGCAACAUGAGAGAAACAGUUAUGACGUCAGAAACCAUAUUGGCAAUAAUGAGAGCCACAUCUGGGACCGAGACACUGAGGGCCAGAAUGGAGACUUGGACAAAUGUGAAUUGAGCCUGGAUAUAACAGAGUUACCCAGAAUAAAAACUUAAGAUGACUUAAAGAAGCCAUUACAAUGCAUAUAUUGAACGCAUUACAACUUUUGAUCCUUAUUUUCUCAUAUAUAACAGCUCAGCUGAGUUUUUUGUUUUGUUUUGUUUUGUUUACUCAUUUUAAAACAAGAAACAAUGCACAGAACUGCCAAAGGAUUCAUAGCCUUAAAGUGGAUGAAGCCAUGCAAACAAAAUAUAUGUGACAAUACAAAUUACAGUAUUUUUAUCAUGUACAAUAGACUUGAUUUACCAACAGUGUUUUUUGUUUGUUUGUUUGUUUGUUUUGUUGUUUUCCAAGACAGCUAAAACAUGUGGGUUGACUGGUCUGAGUUCAUGUCACAUUUCCAGAUGUGAUAUUGCAGAUAUCUCUGUUUUACAUGCUUGCUGCUGUUUCCUGUUGCACAAUACAAACACAGAGGGGGGUUUUUUGUAUUUUCAUGUCCAGGAUUCAAUAGAAUUUUCCUUUUUGCUUUAUUUUGAUUGAUCACAUUUUACAUCAGUAAGUGGGCAGAGAAACUAGGCCCUGAAGGAAAUGUUUGCAGGAUGGAAACACAUCUCAUCUUAAUUAAAUGUGCCAUCAAGGCCAGAGGUUAAAGGUCGUAUUACCAGAUUCACCACAUACCUACUUAGUAUAUUUAUUCCUCUUAACGUUUCUAUUUAAAUUCUUAUGGUGUUAUUCGAUACAAAUCUCAUAAGAAUUACCAAAACCUGUCAGAUGUUUUCGGCUAAAAUGCACAUGCAACUAUCACUUUGUCCCAAAGCCAGUGAGCGCUUGAGUAUGUAGAGUAGAAGUUAUCGUUGCAGGACUUUUGUCAUUUAUGCUGUGAAAUCACAAGGUACAACCAACUUGUCUCUUCAGGUCAACUAUGGUGCUCAGUGGCUUUAAUUAACUACCGAUCUGUUUGAUGUUUAGAGUGAGCAGUGAAAUGAGGAAGAACUGGAAGGUGGUUGUUUAUUUAUUGUUUAAACAAAAAGCAGUGGACUGCACCUUUUUAACGCCAUGCCUUGCUGGGGGACGGACAUUUCUGCAUUUUCUGUACGGGAUGUUAAAAGUGGGCAACAGAUGAAGUCAGUCUUUGGGGGUUUUUCCCUUGAGGGAGCAAAUACAAUUUGCAAUGUCUCGCUGUUUGUAUAUUAAUCACUCGGAGCUGCAUGAUCUCAUUUAAUGCUAAAACGUCUGCUAUUUCUCGUACUAAUUUACAUGUGCUGCAGUCUAUUUUCACACCCCAGGAAUAAUAAUGUGUCACACAUUUGGGCUUGUCUGUUGAGGUGUGGCAAGACGGUCAAGACUCAGGACACAUACAUCGGUUUUAGCUUCCUCUUUCUGACUGCAGUGUAGUCAACGUGAAAAGUGCCUCAGAUGUACUGUGAGUAAUCUGAAAAAAACAAAGCCUUGGUACAAUGAGAUAAGAUGGUGAUGCAUGAGGUGUGACUAAGCUUGCAGCAUUCAUGCAUGCGCGCCAAAGACAAUUCUCGGUCAUACCAUGUUUGUGUGUACGUAUGUGCGUGUGAGCGUGUGUGUGUGUGUGUGUGUGUGUGUGUGCUUGUCACCAAAGAUAUGCCAACUGCCACACUUCACUUGUAUUGUUCCUCACCUGUUAUUUUUGGGGUCAAAGAAUAUGCAAAACAAAAAAACCCAAUCAUUCAGUAUCUGCACACUUUUUUUUUUACAUUAGCGGCAGUUUUGUAUUUCCUCCUCACACCAAUGCAACUUUUGUAUCAACUUUUUAUAUAUUUCUUUGCAUGUUUGUGGAUAUUUGUAAUAAAAAUGUACAUAUUUUGUCACCGGAA